CAGUUGUCCAAGAUGGCGGAGGUGAGCGGGCUGAGGAGCAGAAAUCACUUCGAGCCCAACUGCAAAAGCCGAGUCGCUGACGAAGGCUUGAGUGGUGUGGAAGAUGUCCCCAUUUUUCGACAUAAGCGGAGGCCUCCUUUAGCCAGGCCUGAAGACCUGGAGGAUGAGCUGCUCCCCAGGACCACAGCCUCAAGCUCGGGCAAAAACGCCAACCUCACCCCCUCACCAGAUGAAGAGACUCAGGAAGAAGAGGCUGUAGUAGAGGAAGAGAAGGCCAGGCCCAUCCAGAUCGUUCUGGCAAACGAGGAUGAGCACAGCUUUGAGCUGGACGCCGCAGCGCUGGAGAAGAUCCUGCUGCAGGAUCACGUAAAAGACCUGAAUGUGGUGGUCGUGUCUGUGGCUGGAGCCUUCCGCAAGGGCAAGUCCUUCCUGCUGGACUUCAUGCUGCGCUACAUGCACAGUCAGAGUGAGUCGUGGAUAGGAGGUGAUGAUGAGCCCCUGACAGGGUUCACCUGGAGAGGAGGCUGCGAGAGGGAGACCACAGGAAUUCAGAUCUGGAGCGAAGUCUUUGUGGUCGACAAGCCUGAUGGCAGCAAGGUUGCUGUGCUCCUUGUUGACACUCAGGGAGCAUUCGACAGCCAGUCCACCAUAAAGGACUGCGCUACUGUGUUCGCCCUCAGCACAAUGACCAGCUCUGUGCAGGUGUACAAUCUCUCCCAGAACAUACAGGAGGACGACCUGCAGCAUCUGCAGCUCUUCACAGAAUAUGGCCGGCUGGCAAUGGAAGAGAUCUACCUGAAACCCUUCCAGUCCCUGAUGUUCCUGAUUCGGGACUGGAGUUAUCCUUAUGAACACAGAUACGGACUGGAAGGAGGCAACAACUUCCUGGACAAAAGACUGCAGGUGAAGCAGAACCAACACGAGGAGCUGCAGAAUGUGAGGAAGCACAUCCACUCCUGCUUCUCCAACAUCGGCUGCUUCCUGCUGCCACAUCCUGGCCUCAAGGUGGCCACCAACCCGUACUUUGACGGCAGGCUGAAAGACAUUGAUUAUGAUUUUAAGAGGGAGCUGGCCAAGCUGGUGCCUCUCCUCCUGGCACCAGAGCGGCUGGUUGUGAAGGAGAUUGGAGGCAACAAAGUCACCUGCAGAGAUCUCCUGGAGUACUUCAAGGCUUACAUAAAGAUCUACCAAGGGGAGGAACUGCCUCACCCUAAGUCCAUGCUGCAGGCGACAGCAGAAGCAAACAACUUGACUGCUGUUGCAGGAGCCAAAGACUUGUACGGCAAGAACAUGGAGCAGGUCUGUGGUGGAGACAAACCAUACAUCGCCCCCGCCGACCUGGAGCGCUGUCACGAAGAGUUUCGCGAGCACUCAGUGCGUUACUUCCGCUCUGUGAAGAAAAUGGGCGGCGAGGAGUUCUGCCAGCGCUACCAGAGCCAGCUUGAGUCCGAGCUGGACGAAACCUACAACCACUUCUCCAAGCACAACGACGGCAAAAACAUCUUCUACGCAGCACGCACGCCUGCCACGAUUUUUGCAGUCAUGUUUGUCACCUACGUGGUGUCCGGGGUCACGGGCUUCAUCGGUCUGAGCACCUUGGCAGCGCUGGCUAACCUUGUCAUGGGUGUGGCGCUGCUGUCGCUCUGCACGUGGGCAUACGUGAAGUAUUCUGGAGAGUUUCGGGAGCUGGGAAUGCUGAUAGAUCAGGUGGCCGAGACACUCUGGGAACAGGUUUUGAAGCCACUAAGUGAACAUUAUAUGGAAGACAACGUCAGACAGACGGUGGUUAACUCAAUAAAAGCCAGCUUGACAGAUCAGGGCUCGCAGCACACCAGGUUAAAGACUCACUGACGCUCUUCCUCCUCCUCAUCUCCCCCGCCAUGUCCCUCCUGCCCACUCGCUCAACGUGCUCAAUCCUAGAACUGUGGAACUAGUUCAACACCAAAGCUGACCCUCUUUAAUCCCUCACCCCCAAACGUCCGCCAUCGCGUCGCUGCCCCGCAUCUUAACUUGCUGUUGUGGACCUGUAGGCUCGCUGUCUGCCCUGCUCUUCAUCGCCCCCCAGUGCCUCAGAGCAGAAACUGCACAUUCAUGAGAGGACCGAGCAGAGAAGCCGGCGGCCUCUUGCCAAAACAGGACCUGAAGGACUGUCAUCUUCUCCAGUGUGCCAUGCUGUGAUGCAUCUUGUGCUGUAACGCAUACUGUAGGUUCACACACACACACACACACACACAUACACACACACUUGUUGGUAGCGCUUCAGGAUUGAGCUGCAAUUCAGGGAAAACUGACACCAAUGUGGGCAGCUGUUAUCAACAAUGGAUGCAAACUGAAACACUUUUCUGUGCGUUUAAUCGUUUUGCCUCACAGGACAGAGCUUCUUUCUCUUCAGCCUGUUGAUUUCCUACAAGCACAAGUGACUAAUCGACUAAUAACGAGGUGAUUGUCGUGUUCAUGUUUAUUGUUAUUUCAGGAGACAGAUGUUUUUGAUUCUACUAAAGUCAAUUGAAAACUCCAUCAUGUACGAGCUGGAGAGGCUUUUUAACGGUCAAAUUUCCAGCCUGUCUCCACCUACAAAUCUGAGAACUGAACUGAUGAGAGCAGGAAAUUAAGCAAAACUGUUUUUUUAUUUUUUUUCUGCUGACAUACCACUACUUCACCCGCCUCUCUCCUUUCAUUCGGUUUUUCACACUAAGUUUGAAAGUCUCAUUAACCGGGUGACAUGUUCAAACUGUGGGCUCAGGUUACCUCUCUCUCCCUUUAAUAUUUUGUGAUUGUUACCCUGAAGAGAACUGUAGUGAGCCUCGAGCCUCUCAGCUGACUUUUGACGUGUUUUUAAUUUAGGACUGACAUGUUUUAUCUGGCCUUUAGUGUUUUCGUAGUGGACCUUCCAGCGUUUGGCCCUCUGCAUGGUAUUAAGAGCUACUGUAUCAUAGCAUUAAAGCUGAGGGCUUUUGGAGCCCAGGCCUCUGUAGUCAGGUAGCCAGAGACGACUGUCACUUUCGAAGCAUAUUCUCUUUCACUGCCUUUCAUGAAAGCUGCACUUUCCCUGCACGUUUUCCCUCACAUAUUUAGGACCUCAGUUCUUGCUUUUGGGAAUCUUAUUUUAUUAGAGAUGCAUGUCUUUUUCCAGCUACUAUUACACCUCUAAAGGAGCAGUUACACAUUUUGGAAAAUAUGAUUAUUCGCUUUCUUGAUUCAGAUGAGAAGACUGAUGGCAGUCAUAGGAUCUACGAAAUUUUUAAAAAUUUGCCUAUACAAGCACCUCAAAAGCUCUACUACAUUUUGUUUGUUGAAUUUAUACACAUCUUUUUAUAUGAAUUAAACAAACGUGAAUUGGCAAGCUUUAGUGUUAGUGGACAGAUUUUUUACCUGUUUUGGACACGUUCUGGUUGUCCAGGGCAAGUAAAUUUCCACAUCGGGCCAGUAAAUCCACUAACACAAUAAAAAAAAUUUACAAGACAAAAGAAAAAAGAGAGACAAAACUUAUUCUUUUUCAAAAAGUUAUGGUGGAGGUUGCUAAGGAGUGAGCCAUCUGCCUUUCCUUCUCAUCUCUGUUGAGAGUUUCACAUGUGCAGUAACACUCAGGCACUUGUGAGAAAAUUGUAAUGGGUAAAGACAAGGUUUAUGAACUGAAGCGUAAGUGAGCAUUCGGUUAUCCUGCAAACAAAAGUUCAGCUGGGUGCCGUUAAGAAAUCGUGGGAAAACCUAUGUGUCUAUGUACUAUUUAAUAUGUAUCAAGCACUGUGUCGCAAUUUAGGGAAAAAGGCGGGUUAAACAUUUUUCAAAUGCAAAAGUUAAAACAAAACAGCACCCACAGCAUCUCACCUUUAUGGCCACUAAAAGCCCCCCCUUAAUCCCCCUCCUCCUUUUGUUGUAAUUCAAUAACCGCUGAAUAAAAUUAUUUCUACUACUACUACUAUUUCUGACCAAGCGUUGAACCCUUCCCAAGCUGGCAGUUUCCGCCUUUUUCCAAUCUUUAUGCUAAGCUAACUGGCUGCUCCAGCUUUAUAUUUAACUGUUAUACAAGAGCAAUAUUAAGCUUCCGUCUGCAUCAAAGUGGAUAAACGUAUCUUCCAAAAUGUGGAACAACUCCUUCACUGACAAGACUGUUUCCACUGCAUUUUUGCCCCUCCUUCUCUAUAAUUGGAUAAAUCUAAAAUCACUCAACCAUAUCUCCAUCAGAGCUGGGUCUCCCAGAAAAAGCCUGAUAAAAUAACUCACACCAGGAACUGAAACAUGUCUCGCUUUUGAUUUCUCUUUGUUCAGCAGCUGCGCCGCAUCUGUCUGAGCUCUUUUGCUUUGAUUCCAUCCACAUGAUCUCUCACCUCAAGCGCCAGUCUCAUACUGUACAGUCUCUCUUUCUCUGUGUUCACAUAUGACGAAUCGGGCAUGUAUGUUGGAUUAAAUAUUUAAAUAAACUUUGUAUACAUUUUAUAGUGAAUCAGUUGACAAUGGCUGUUUUGUUUAUCUUGAUCAUCCUAACAACAGUCUGGUUUGUUUAAAUGAUAAGUCGCUGCUGUAGGGAUUACACUAGUUUAUCUCCUUGUUCAUGAGGACGGUCGUUAAUAGAAACGUGGUGUGAAUAUUUGGAUUCUGAUAGGAAAAUUGUUUUGAUUGUGUUGAGUGGGUUGGAGACAAUGUCUGUCUGCCUUUUAAAGAUAUCUCCGGUAAUUUAUUUUUGAAUAAAAUGUUUACCUUAAGAAUAAAUCAUCAAUUUAA
This is a messenger RNA of Plectropomus leopardus (leopard coralgrouper), 4722 nucleotides long. RefSeq names its product atlastin-2. The record is from RefSeq and is a predicted model, not a curated record. Gene Ontology annotation, molecular function: GTP binding; GTPase activity. NCBI's taxonomy places the organism in Eukaryota, Metazoa, Chordata, Actinopteri, Perciformes, Serranidae.